GGCUUGUUAUGAUUUGAAGGGAGUCUUUUUCUGACAAUUGUAUCACAUCAUGGCUUAUCCUAACUCUGGGGAAAGGCAUAGUACACUUUCACGACUAGUUGGACAUAUUUGUCGUCGUGGGGGAGAGGUAGGCUUGACUGAUCUGUUUCAUCAGACGAAACAGAAGCGAUGGAUCAAUAUCAACAAUAUUCAAAAUUUUCAGAGGUUCCUGAACGACCACCCGGAGAUUUUUCACAUUACGGUAGUUGGACCAACAGAUUCGCUGCUAGAUGCUAGAGGAGGUAGAGGCGGAGUACGCGGUGGGGCACGGGGUAGGGGACGAGGUGGCACGGCGCGAGGUGGGGCGCGACCUCGCACAGGUGAAAAUGCCAACAGAGACCAACUGGUGUCUGUGAAAACAAACCUCGCUGUAUGUGUAGGGUUUGCUUCAAAGAAAGGAUGUCAAGAUCCCCAAUGUAUAGAAAUGCAUGUAUGUAAGUUUUUCUUGCAAGGGACAUGCAAGCGUAAAGAGGAAGAUUGCAGAUACGGACACGAUAUCGGGACGGAUCACAAUCAGAGAGCUCUCAAUGCCCAUUGCCUUGGGCAACUAGGGUUAGAUGAGCUCAGGCGCGUCUUUGGGCACACUAGAAGCACUGUGGCCUAUCCCAAAUGGUGCAAGUUUUACAACGCUGGAGAUGGAUGCACACGGGAUAGAUGUGUAUUUCUGCAUAUUUGCAAGCACUACCUGAUGGAUGUCUGCAACUUCAAGAACAAUUGUAAGCGUUCACAUGAUAUCUACAGUCCUCAAUGCAAGACUGUCCUAGAAAAGAAUCAUAUAAAUAUUGAUAGAAACCCCAAGGAUGUUUUGAAACUUCUCCGGGAAGGUUUAGAAGGCUGCACGUUAUCGGAAGAGAUGGAUGAGUCAGGACCAUCCCAACCAGCAGCUGCAGCCAGUACACCCCGACGAAACUCAUCGACAUCAUCACUUCAGAAUAUGCGCUUGACUUCAGGCAAUGAACUGAGUGAUGGUGAAUUGAUAUGCGGCUAUCUUCUCCGAGGUAAAUGCUACUAUGGAAACGCAUGUCGAAGGCAACAUAAGAAUCAUCCAUUCCAAUGGCAGUUCAAGUUCAAAGGAGAUUGGCAGGAUUUCUCACAAAGUUCAAGUAUAGAGAUCAAUGACAAUUUCGCCAAACCAGAAACAGAUGUCUGCUAUACAACGACAUAUAUGGGCAACAGAGAGGAUAUCCUUGAGAUUAAUUUCUCAACCAUGUCAUUCAAAAGUAAAGCUGAUACCAUUGUCGGUGAUGUCCGGAGAUUGUCGACAGAAUCAUCGGUUGCUGGCUUAGAUUCGCAUAAACUGACGACAUUGUGGCAUUGGUACUGGUUGGAUGACAGUGGGACUUGGGUCAGAUAUGGGGAAAAGAAUGACAAAGGUAUGUCAUCCGACCUCACAGAAGACGAAAUUGAGAAACGUUACUUGGCUAACCCGAAUGAUGCAUUACGUUUCUCCACUGGUCAUCACAAAUAUGAUCUUAAAUUCACUCCGACUGGUAUAGGCAUGAAACAAAAGAAUGUCAACGAAGUAUACUUUACUGAAAGAGACGUCAAACGCCGACCUGAUGUUCGGAACAUUCCUGGGAAAAUUGCUAAGCAUAGUCAAGACACACCAAGGGGGUCGGGAGAGACUGCUUCCAACCAAGAUGAAGUUCCGUCUCAUUGGUCCCCAAGUACCACACAUGAUGAUGACUUCACCCUUGUAAAUCUAUCUUCAACAAGUGAUGAGUAUAAAAAGGUAGAGAAACACUUCAAAUUAACAAUGGCGGGAAGCACAAUCAACAAGAUAUCACGUGUGCAAAACUUGGAACUCUGGGAAAGUUUCAUCAGGAAAAGAAAAUGGAUGCAAAGGAAUGCCAGUAAAAAAGGCGACACUACUGUUGACGAACGUCUGCUAUUUCAUGGAACACAGUCCAAAUAUUUAGAGGCGAUAUCCCAACAAGGGUUUGACUGGCGAGUCAGUGGUUCAUCUGUUGGCACAGUGUAUGGAAAAGGUAGUUACUUCGCGCCCAAGGCAUCGUUCUCGGAUAGGUACACAAAUGACGGAUCGAUGUUUCUCGUAAAAGUGCUGGUUGGAAAGUAUACAAAGGGGAACUCGUCCUUUGUGAAACCGCCGCCACGAGAUCCUCAAAAACCGUUUGGAGCCUUGUACGAUUCUUGUGUUGAUAACAUGCAAGAUCCGAACAUGUUUAUUAUAUUUACUCAAGAGCAAGCCUAUCCUGAAUAUAUCAUUAGGUUCACAUGAUCCAUUGACAACCUAAACAAGAAUGUGCCAGAAGUGCGUUAGAAUUGCAACUACAGUAUACUGAAAAAUAAGGUCGAUUGCUGGAUUGGACUUGUGGGAAUCAGUGUUAUUACUCCAAAGCGUGGCAAUUCGACAUGUUACAUUUGGCAUACAGAUAGUCAUCGUGACUGUGACAACAUUUUGAAUAUCUGAAUUAAAAUGACGACAUGUGCCAUCCAUUCAUAGGAUGAUAUAAAGAUGGCGCUCUGGUAGAAUCAAACUGCUUUUCUGCUUUGUUAUCCCUCCCAAUCUAGUUUGGCAGGAAUAAAGAGGAGCUGUCCGUCCGUUUGUUCGUCAGUGCAUUCUGCCCAUGCAUCCUAUCGUUCGUUCGUCUGCCUUGGCGAUAUAUCGAAUACCGGUAGAAGGAUUUUGUGCAAAUGUUACAGGUUGCAGGGGCGUAUAUGUAGCCAGGUUUCAGUCAGGGGGUGCGAUUGUGGCAUAAACAAGCCAAAAAAUUGAGAUUUAUCUUGCAUUUUACAAAAAUU
This is a messenger RNA of Owenia fusiformis, 2802 nucleotides long. The record is from the annotation of a GenBank genome assembly. NCBI's taxonomy places the organism in Eukaryota, Metazoa, Annelida, Polychaeta, Sabellida, Oweniidae.